AAAAGGUGCAGUAAAGAUUCUGACAAGACAAAGCUGGACGCUGAAGACACAACGUCUUUUGUCGCGUGAGAUCAGCAACAUCGAAAAACUUCAUCAUCCGAAUGUGAUCAGAUUAUAUGAGGUCGUAGAAACACUGACUACUAUCAUAGCUGCCGUCAGACAUAUACACACGCACAACAUCGUGCAUCGGGACGUGAAGGCAGAGAACGUGUUCUUCGCUAACGACCAGACGGUGAAGCUAGGAGACCUAGGCUUCAGUACUACCUGUGUGGCCGGGCAGCUGCUGAGUACGUUCUGCGGAUCGCCUCCCUACGCGGCGCCAGAGCUGUUUCGAGACGAGAGUUACGUUGGCCACUACGUCGACGUGUGGGCGAUGGGUGUGCUACUCUACUUCAUGGUCGUCGGCACGAUGCCCUUCCGCGCCGACACUGUUGGCAGACUCAAGGUCCGAGAGGCGCUCAAGGAACUCGGCAUAACAGACACGCACAUCAAGGAAUCUCGGGCCAAGAGUUCCCGGAGUAGCAUCACCGGUACAUACCGCAUCAUGCUGCACAAGAUACAGAAACGCAACUCGUCCGACAAUCUCACUCUAGCGACGGCCGACGCAAACAGCAAUAAUGCCAAGAACAAUCCCACACCUGCCGACGUGCAGGUGCGCGUUCAUAACGCGGUGAACGCUACCGCCACGGGCGGCAAAGCUGCAAGACAUUCGAGAUUCUGCGUUGUCUUAUAGCAUCGACUUACAACGUGAUCCGUGGGGAUUGCGUGAACCGGUGAGAGGGAAUCACGCGCGCACCGUGAGGCGCGUUCACGUUGCGUGACGACGCGCUCAUGCACCAACAUGUUCUGCUUGCAUCUAUGAGAAAUACGACAUACGCAUA
Messenger RNA from Priapulus caudatus, 881 nucleotides. RefSeq names its product serine/threonine-protein kinase NIM1-like. Gene Ontology annotation, biological process: microtubule cytoskeleton organization; protein phosphorylation; intracellular signal transduction. Gene Ontology annotation, cellular component: cytoplasm. NCBI's taxonomy places the organism in Eukaryota, Metazoa, Priapulida, Priapulimorpha, Priapulimorphida, Priapulidae. The record is from RefSeq and is a predicted model, not a curated record. The annotation marks the transcript as partial. Gene Ontology annotation, molecular function: tau-protein kinase activity; ATP binding; protein serine/threonine kinase activity. The transcript has 5 exons.